CAAACACGUUUAUACUUUUAUAAAUUGACGUGAAAACAAGGAAGAUACCAUUCUCACUCGGGAGAAAUAUUAAAUGUGGACACGUUUUUCUUUGUAGAGGGAUAUCAUGAAGUGUUUUAAACACAAGUUCUUGUUUGGAUUACUUUUAAAUGUAGUGAUACAUUUGGAAUCGGUUGAUGUAUCCCUAGACGCUGAAGACGAGAAUUUAGGUCAGAGAUUUCUGAGGAAUUUAGAAAACACCUUAGGAAAACUGCCGACAAAGAUAGAGAACACCACAUGUCGUCCAUUGCCCCCCACUAUAACAGAUUGCAAAACAUUGGACCUAUAUGGAAGUAACCUCCAAGAAAACUGCCAAAAAGAAGAUGCGCCCUGCUAUUCUUGGAAUAUUGCAUUCAUUGCAGGAGGGAAGAAAUUCAUGGUCUUUAUAGGAUAUAAUGAUGACAAGAAGAAAGAUAUCAAAGUCACUUGCAAUGAAUCAGAAUCAAUAGAACAAAUGAGGACAAAUGGUACUACAGAAAUGGAUAACGAACAGGAGCAUAUGACGACGGUAUCAAUUUCUGAAGGGGUAUAUAAUCCAUCAACAAGGAGAAAACAGCCCCCACCAACUGACAAUUCUAUUCUGGAAACUGACGAUGGCAAGGAUUCAGCAUCGGUGAUUGAAAAUACUUCAGACGAAGAAAUGGAGACUGGUGUGAUAAAAUGGAAGAAGGUUUCGUGCAAUGCUGGAAGGAAUAUACACGAAAAAUAUUAAAACGAUGUAGGAAAAGGUUGGAUCGCAAUGAUAAUUGUACACAAAACAUCUACACAUCUGAGGACUCUACUAAGUCUCCUGGAGAAGGCAUUCUGGUGAUCACACAUCUUCUAGCGGCUGCAAUAGGCUGUGGAAUUUUAUAUCUGGUUCUGAAAAAGAUAGGAAGAUUAAGUCAACAGAAAAACACGUUUCGAAUCAGUAUCCCACCAAUAAUUCACGAACACAUUGAGGGGCCGUAUCAUGAAGUGUGAAGCAAAAUGGUGAGAUCUCUCAAUCAUAAAUCUCACUUAUCGAUUGAACAAAUCUACCCCCUCAAUACUUAAAUGAUGAUUUUGGAUUCUCUUGUAGUCUGGAAUUCAUUUUGAUCAUCAAACAAAAUCAAAUUCUUUCACGAAAUCUAUCCCUUCAUCUGGUCGGAAGCUUUCCAAACUCCCGGAGAUUUCACAAGAGCCUGAGAGAGAUGAAUAUUAUAACCUGAUCCCUCAGACCGGAAAAGAUGGUUCACAGACAGAUAAAAAUGUGAAAUAUACAGGAUUAAACCCAGAAGAUCGUGAGAAAGAGUUAAAAACUGAGGACAGCACAAAUUCUGACAAGUUAGAUUACAACCUAAAGACGUCUUUUCCUUCUGCAGACAAAACUGAUGACUAUUUCGUUCUUGAUAAAUCUACUGAUAUGGAUCUCAAAUGAUGUUUUUAUGAGCAAAUCAUCUGUGAUGUUUUAUAACCUAAAAUAAAUAAAAUAUUUACAAUAAAUAUAUGAUAU
Saccostrea cuccullata (small rock oyster) is the source of this 1513-nucleotide messenger RNA. RefSeq lists its product as uncharacterized. The coding region runs from base 107 to 751 and encodes 214 amino acids. The record is from RefSeq and is a predicted model, not a curated record. The transcript has 10 exons. Lineage: Eukaryota; Metazoa; Mollusca; Bivalvia; Ostreida; Ostreidae.